AUGGUAGAGCCUCUCAACCGCGUCCGUGAGGAGCCGCGACGGCUGCACGAAAUGCUUUCCCCGACAGCCUGUCGCAGCUGUCGAAUGUUAAAAAUCCGGUGCUCUCGAGGUUCACCCAGUUGUUCUCGUUGCCAGAAGAAGAGGGUUGCAUGUGUUUAUCCGGAACCACCGAAUCGAAGACUCCUUGCGGCUCGACGUAACGAGAGGGUUGCCUCUUUGCAGAAUCAUGGUAGACCCGAUGCCAAUUCUGAAGGCGAAGAACUGUUGCGUUCAAGUGGACCAGUAAGGGUACCUCCCACAUCUGAUCCAGUUGAUGAUGAAAUGGCUUUCGUUGAAUUCAUGAUGGAUCCCCAAUCACCAUCAGGCGCUGCUCCAUUACCCCUAUCCUCAGAGUUUUUUCCUAUAUCUCCAAGUCAUGGUAGUCCCGCACCAGAAGCUAUUCCGCCACCAAAUGACAGCUAUAGGACAGCCUGCUUUGUUGGCAGUCCGCGGGACUACGCAGUAUCGGAGGAUCGACGGAGCAUGCCAGAACGGGAGAUUGGCCUGUUGUUAAUUGAGGUAUAUUUCUCAAGGGUUUUCUCGGCCUCGUUGUUGUACGAUCACAAAGCAUUUGUGGAGGGUUAUUGUGCUGGUACGCUUUCAAAGCAUACCCUGCUUAGCACUUUUGCGAUUUCGUCGCUAUUCUGUCGUUCUUCUCCAGCUGAAACGUGUGGCAAAAAAUCAUCUCUUGGUGAGCUCAAAUCGUUGGGAGACCGCGGUCGCGAGUGGGCGCAAUGGGCGAGCGAGUUGGUCUUGGCCAACUCUGACACUCCAGAUUUGGCCCGUGUAUGCUCCUGUGACGUACUUAGUCUUUACUGGUUUGCCGUGGGUGAGAACGAGAGGUCUAUAUUUCAUGCCACCGUCUCACAAACAUCAUUAUAUAUCCUAGAUCGCAAGACAAGUCACGGAAACACAGAUCCCCAGUUCUGGAUCCCUCGGGCUAUUUCGAGGGAACGUGUCCACUGGGCUUGUUUUGUCAAGAGCUGUAUCAGUGAACUUGCCCCAGGUUGCCGUCCUUUUGAUUUGGAUAUAGACUCGAUUAUUGAACGAGGGUCGCCACAGCCGGGUCGGGCUGACCCACUAUCCUUUGCUUCACCUUCGACUGUCCUCAACGGCUACAUUGACUGGUUGGUCUGGGACGAGACCUUUUCUCAGACUAGUGUCAUAUACAUGCUUGAGGCCUUUGGACUUUGGCGUAAAGUCAAAGACUUCGUUCGACAACUGGAAAAGUCAACUUACCAAUCGUGUCUAAGCACAUUCUUUGAACUAGACGGCAAUUUGCAGCAAUUUCACUCGUCGCUUCCUAGCGAAUUCAAGAAUGAUAACCUGAUGGACCACCACCCACAUCGGGAACCCCUCCAGCGUAAUGCAUUCUUUAUUCUUUCGGUUUACCAUCUCUGUAUGAUAUUUCUUCACUCUUCCAUGGUACCAGCCCUAUCACUCUCAACAGCAGGACACAAAAUUCCUCCUGCAGUUAUCAAAAUUUCAUCCAAGACUGCGACAACCCACGCUCAGCUCUUUGCGAAAAUGACCUGCAGCUACCUAAACACAACGCCGGACAUAGCAAAGGUUCCCUCCUUCGUGGGGUACUGCGCGUUUGUGGCGGGAAUGGUGCUUUCAGCAGUCAUGGGUUUCACCGGCCUGGAGAAGGGACAGGGCGUUCGGCGUGAUGGUGCCAUUUGCACAUUGCUUUUGUGGGAGCUCAAGGUUUACUGGCCAACCCUACAAAUUUUCAAAUGGUUCGACGAAUUUGCAACCGAACAGCUCAUUCAGGAUAAGUGA
Molecule: messenger RNA, 1821 nt
Organism: Talaromyces rugulosus
Lineage: Eukaryota; Fungi; Ascomycota; Eurotiomycetes; Eurotiales; Trichocomaceae
Exons: 6
Coding region: 1-1821 (606 amino acids)
Biological process (GO): regulation of DNA-templated transcription
Cellular component (GO): nucleus
Molecular function (GO): zinc ion binding; DNA-binding transcription factor activity, RNA polymerase II-specific
Source: RefSeq, a predicted model, not a curated record